Messenger RNA from Mus pahari (shrew mouse), 683 nucleotides. It is a transcript of the gene Lsm3, whose product is annotated as LSM3 homolog, U6 small nuclear RNA and mRNA degradation associated. Lineage: Eukaryota; Metazoa; Chordata; Mammalia; Rodentia; Muridae. The transcript has 4 exons. Gene Ontology annotation, cellular component: U4/U6 x U5 tri-snRNP complex; P-body; catalytic step 2 spliceosome. The record is from RefSeq and is a predicted model, not a curated record. The coding region runs from base 81 to 389 and encodes 102 amino acids. Gene Ontology annotation, molecular function: RNA binding. Gene Ontology annotation, biological process: P-body assembly; mRNA splicing, via spliceosome.
UUCGCCUUCCAGUGCGUGGCGGACUAAGGUUUCCGAGUUCCUGUUCCCGCGAGAGGUGGAAAGGGCGCAGCGUUUGAAACAUGGCGGACGACGUCGAUCAGCAACAGACCACCAAUACCGUAGAGGAGCCCCUGGACCUGAUCAGGCUCAGCCUGGAUGAGCGAAUUUAUGUGAAAAUGAGAAAUGACCGAGAGCUUCGAGGCAGACUACAUGCUUAUGAUCAACAUUUAAAUAUGAUCCUGGGAGAUGUAGAAGAAACUGUGACGACGAUAGAGAUUGAUGAGGAGACAUAUGAAGAGAUAUAUAAAUCCACAAAACGAAACAUCCCUAUGCUCUUCGUUCGGGGAGAUGGUGUCGUUCUCGUCGCCCCUCCGUUGAGAGUUGGCUGAGACAAAAGAUGAAUCCUGUGUAGAAAAGUGGAGACUUUGCCUCUUGAGAUGGACAUUUCCAGAGAGAGACACUCGCACGCAUCCUGGUAGUCAGGAAUGACCUGAGGAUCCCUCCACCCUCAAAGUUCAUUUGCAAGCAACUCCCAAGUUCUCCAGCUAAAUGACCUGUCCCUUUCCCAGCCCUCAGUCCAUGUGACCACCUUGCUCUUCUCAGGAGUUGGUUUGCCCGUUGUUCUUGCUGUUACUUUCAGGUUGUUUUUCUUUAAAUUAAAUUUGAUGUUUCCUUUUUUAUUC